GGAGCAAGGAGAUAACCCCACUAGUUGGGUUCCCAACAUACAAGUAAAGGAUAGAAUCCAUAGUGUGAUCUCUUCAUCCACACCGGCUUCUAAGUUCGAACCUUUUUUUCGUAUAAAUCUUUCAAGUCAUAGCAGUUCUUACUUUUGUAUUCAGAGCACCCAGAGGUCAAAGACUCUAACUUUUCUCUCCAAUGGCUAUUAGGGUGAUAUCAGAAUGUGGUCUCAGACCACUCCCCAAAAUUCACCCUAAUCCAAGAACUUCUUCAAUUUCUCCUAAUUCUUAUAACCCAUCAAGGUUAAGUUUUUCAAGAACCUUUCUUUCCUCUUCUUCUUUUUCUAAUUCAAUGUUUGGGAGUGGAGAGAGAAACUGGGCAUUGAAAGUGAUUACACCGGUUAGAGUUGCAUCUGUGGGUGAAGAGGAAGAAGAGAAGAGGGAGGGAAUAAAUGAGAAUGACUUUUUUGACCCUGGUGCACCCCCACCAUUCAAGCUGUCUGAUAUUAGGGCAGCCAUACCUAAGCAUUGUUGGGCGAAGGACCCUUUGAAGUCAAUGAGCUAUGUGGUUAGGGAUGUUGCGGUUGUGUUUGGUUUGGCAGCUGUGGCUGCUUAUUUCAAUAACUGGCUUGUUUGGCCUCUGUAUUGGUUUGCCCAAGGAACCAUGUUCUGGGCACUAUUUGUACUUGGCCAUGACUGUGGUCAUGGAAGCUUUUCAAAUGAUCCAAAGCUGAAUAGUUUCGUCGGGCAUAUCCUACAUUCUUCAAUCCUCGUCCCUUAUCAUGGAUGGAGGAUUAGCCAUAGGACACAUCACCAGAACCAUGGUCAUGUUGAGAAUGAUGAAUCGUGGCACCCCCUUUCUGAGAAGCUAUUCAAGAGUCUUGAUAGUGUCACAAAGAAGUUGAGGUUCACUUUACCCUUUCCACUCCUUGCAUACCCAGUCUAUCUGUGGAGCAGAAGCCCUGGGAAAAAAGGGUCGCAUUUUGACCCAAACAGCGAUUUGUUUGUUCCAACUGAGAAGAAUGAUGUGAUUACCUCAACCUUAUGUUGGUCAGCCAUGGCUGCUAUGCUUGCUUGUUUGUCAUUUGUGAUGGGGCCCGUCCAAGUGCUCAAGCUGUAUGGAGUUCCAUAUGUGCUUUUUGUUAUGUGGUUAGAUUUAGUUACAUACUUACAUCACCAUGGACAUGAAGACAAGCUUCCAUGGUAUCGUGGAAAGGAAUGGAGUUACCUACGGGGCGGGCUUACUACUCUUGAUCGUGAUUAUGGAUGGAUUAACAACAUACAUCAUGACAUAGGGACACAUGUGGUGCAUCACCUUUUCCCCCAAAUCCCUCAUUAUCAUUUAAUUGAAGCUACGGAAGCAGCAAAGCCUGUGCUAGGGAAGUAUUAUAAGGAGCCAAAGAAAUCUUGGCCCCUUCCGUUCCAUUUAUUGGGAGAACUCUUUAGAAGCAUGCAGAAAGAUCACUUUGUGAGUGAUACUGGGGAUGUUGUAUAUUACCAAUCCGACACCAAGAUGGCUGGAUCUCAGAAAGAUUGAAAAUAUUAAAGUUUGAUUCAUUUUGUGGGUUAUUUGGUUGGCCCAUCAUGUGUGCUUGUUAAACUGCAAUUGAGCUUUUGAGGCAUAAAUCUGCUAUGUGAAGGGGUUAAGGAUUGUGAUGUUGUAAACCAAUAGAGCAAUUUUAGUUCCAUUGAAGAUUCAAUAUAAACACAAUAAUAUUUGGUUGAAAUUGUUUUGAUAAUAUUGAAAUUGGUU
Messenger RNA from Cuscuta europaea, 1745 nucleotides. Lineage: Eukaryota; Viridiplantae; Streptophyta; Magnoliopsida; Solanales; Convolvulaceae. The record is from the annotation of a GenBank genome assembly.